Messenger RNA from Euleptes europaea (tarantolino), 1379 nucleotides. It is a transcript of the gene AP2M1, whose product is annotated as adaptor related protein complex 2 subunit mu 1. Gene Ontology annotation, biological process: intracellular protein transport; clathrin-dependent endocytosis. Gene Ontology annotation, cellular component: cytoplasmic vesicle; AP-2 adaptor complex. The record is from RefSeq and is a predicted model, not a curated record. Bases 48 to 1349 code for a protein of 433 amino acids. Lineage: Eukaryota; Metazoa; Chordata; Lepidosauria; Squamata; Sphaerodactylidae. The transcript has 10 exons. Gene Ontology annotation, molecular function: clathrin-cargo adaptor activity.
UAGAUCUGAUCUAAGCACCAUGGGAAAAGAACACUAAGGUUUUCACCAUGAUUGGAGGCCUGUUCAUUUACAAUCACAAGGGAGAGGUUUUGAUCUCUCGAGUCUACCGUGAUGACAUUGGGCGGAAUGCAGUGGACGCCUUCCGGGUCAAUGUCAUCCAUGCGCGGCAGCAGGUGCGCUCUCCCGUCACCAACAUUGCCCGCACCAGCUUCUUCCAUGUCAAGCGGUCCAACAUCUGGCUGGCUGCUGUCACCAAGCAAAAUGUCAACGCCGCCAUGGUCUUCGAGUUCCUCUACAAGAUGUGCGAUGUGAUGACCGCCUAUUUUGGAAAGAUCAGCGAAGAGAACAUCAAGAACAACUUUGUGCUUAUCUAUGAGCUUCUGGACGAAAUCCUGGACUUUGGUUAUCCUCAGAAUUCCGAGACUGGAGCCCUGAAAACAUUCAUCACUCAGCAAGGAAUCAAGAGCCAGACUAAAGAAGAGCAGUCUCAGAUAACCAGCCAGGUGACCGGACAGAUCGGCUGGAGGCGUGAAGGGAUCAAAUACCGUCGCAAUGAACUCUUCUUGGACGUGCUGGAGAGUGUGAACUUGCUCAUGUCGCCACAAGGUCAAGUUUUGAGCGCCCACGUCUCCGGCAGGGUGGUGAUGAAGAGCUAUCUCAGCGGGAUGCCAGAAUGCAAGUUCGGCAUGAACGACAAGAUUGUAAUUGAGAAACAGGGCAAAGGGACUGCGGAUGAAACAGGGAAAAGCGGGAAACAGUCUAUCGCCAUUGACGACUGCACUUUCCACCAAUGCGUGAGGCUCAGCAAGUUUGACUCCGAGAGGAGCAUCAGCUUCAUACCUCCAGAUGGAGAAUUCGAGCUCAUGAGAUACCGAACCACUAAGGACAUUAUCCUUCCCUUCCGGGUGAUCCCCUUGGUGCGGGAGGUCGGCCGGACCAAGCUGGAGGUGAAGGUUGUGAUCAAAUCCAACUUCAAGCCUUCCCUUCUGGCUCAGAAGAUAGAGGUGCGAAUCCCUACCCCCCUGAACACUAGCGGCGUACAAGUCAUCUGCAUGAAAGGGAAGGCAAAAUACAAAGCCAGUGAGAAUGCCAUUGUGUGGAAGAUUAAGCGUAUGGCAGGAAUGAAGGAAUCCCAGAUCAGCGCGGAAAUAGAACUGCUUCCAACCAACGACAAGAAGAAGUGGGCUCGGCCGCCCAUCUCCAUGAACUUUGAGGUCCCGUUUGCGCCUUCUGGGCUGAAGGUGCGUUACCUGAAGGUCUUUGAGCCAAAGCUGAACUACAGUGACCACGACGUGAUCAAAUGGGUGCGGUACAUCGGCCGGAGCGGGAUCUACGAGACGAGAUGCUAGCUCCUGCGCAGCUGCCCGGCUCUCUUUUCC